Hyalella azteca is the source of this 354-nucleotide messenger RNA. RefSeq names its product integumentary mucin C.1-like. Lineage: Eukaryota; Metazoa; Arthropoda; Malacostraca; Amphipoda; Hyalellidae. The transcript has a single exon. Bases 1 to 354 code for a protein of 117 amino acids. The record is from RefSeq and is a predicted model, not a curated record.
AUGUGUAUAAGAGACCUGCCUACCACAACCACCGCACCCACCACAACCACCGCACCCGCCAAAACCACCGCAUCCACCAUAACCACCGCACCCACCACAACCACCACAACCACCACGCCCACCACAACCACCGCGCCCACCACAACCACAGCGCCCACCACAACCACCACGCUCACCACAACCACCGCACCCACGCCCGCGGUGUUCGUCUCAACGGCCACGACCAAAAACGGGUCUCUGAGCAACCAGGCGAAUGUGUGCGCUGCCGUGGGCGGCAAACCCAUGGUCAUCAAAACGGCGGCCGACCGCUCACUGGCGGCCGACGUUACUGCAGGUACUAGGCGCUGUCACUAG